Molecule: messenger RNA, 1065 nt
Organism: Seriola dumerili (greater amberjack)
Lineage: Eukaryota; Metazoa; Chordata; Actinopteri; Carangiformes; Carangidae
Gene: cbx7b
Product: chromobox 7
Exons: 7
Coding region: 1-807 (268 amino acids)
Biological process (GO): negative regulation of transcription by RNA polymerase II
Cellular component (GO): PRC1 complex
Source: RefSeq, a predicted model, not a curated record
AUGGAGCUGUCAGCGAUUGGAGAGCAAGUGUUUGCCGUGGAAUCAAUCGUCAAGAAAAGAGUUAGAAAGGGGAAUGUGGAGUAUCUGCUCAAGUGGAAAGGAUGGCCUCCAAAAUACAGCACAUGGGAACCUGAGGAACACAUUCUGGACCAGCGCUUGGUGCAGGCCUACGAAGAGAAAGAGCAAAGAGACAGAGCUCUGGGUCACAGGAGGAAAGGAUCAAAAUCCAAAAGAGUCCUUCUGCAGAACACUGUCUACACCAUGGAUCUCCGCAGCGCUCACAAGACUCCAGAGAAGCCUUCACCCCGCUUGCGUCUCUCCCUAACGCGCUCACUGGACGAGGACGAGGAUGAGGAUGAGGACGAGCCGUACAGUGCCUGCAGGCAAGGCCCACGAUCGCAAGUGGCACAUCACAAAGGCAAACCCAGCAGGUCACAGUUCAGGUGCCUUGACUCAAACCCUGCGAGUCCAACACAAGAGGACUGGGAAGGCCUGGAAGACGAAGAAGAAGAAGAAGAAGAAGAAGAAGAAGAAGAAGGAGAAGAGGAGGAGGAGGAGGAAGAGGAGGACAAUGUAGAAGAUGAGGAGGAUAGGGAAGAGGAGGAGACAGAGAAGACAGACGAGUGGAGCUCUGCCAUCGUACCAGACGGGGUCACUGCAUCGGACAAGUCGGACGACGUCUGGAGACCCGUCAUUAGUGCGGGAGAGGUGACAGUCACAGACAUCACCCUCAACUCCCUCACGGUGACUUUCCGAGAGUCGAGAGUGGCCAAGGGCUUUUUCAGAGACUGGGGCCUGGAGGUCUGAAGCCAUGAAGUGGGAGUAGGUUGGCAGGGUGGGCACUGCAGGAAGGAGCUGGAGGCACUGGCUUAAUAGCAGCGUGUAAAUGGUGAUUGCGGACCAAGAGUGGUGUUUUCACAUCCUCUCUGCAACCUCUCGCUCUGCUCUUCCCCUCGAAAGCUACUUCCAGUCUGGUCAGUGGUACGUUUACAUGCACAGAGUCACCUGGAUAAAAGCCGGACUCCAGUUAAUGUUACAUUUAGGGCGAGCUGUUCACCUUUAACA